CGUUCCUGCUACGCGAAUCGGGCAAGGAGAUCAUCAGUCGUGGCGAUGAUUACUAAAGCCAAGUCCAAGUAACUAGAUCCAGUCCUGCCCGAUGUGAUUUGAUCAUAUGUUUCUGGAUGUCAUACAACAUGAACAUCACAUGAAAACUGCUCUUAAGCCGAUUAUCUGGCACUAUUCAACGUAGAGCUGCCCUGUUGGAAGCAUACUCUCGUUUAAAUUAGCUUCAUUCGAUAUUGUUUUGACUAUACUGCUACGUCUUUCUAAUCUCCUUGCUCGUAAAUCUUGAAAGCUGCCUAGCCUGGUAGGUCUGUCGAGAAGAAGAAUGGCAAUGGAGUGGGAAAUAACCAAAUGGAAGUUGGGGGCCGUUUAGCCAAGUGCUGGUGAUCUCUUUAGUCGCGGAGUAGCGUGGUAGACUUCACCAAUCAACAACAAUCCUCCGGCUCCAGCGCUCGCUGUCCGCGCCAAUUCUUUUCGAAAUCAUACUUCGACAGCACAUGAAUUCAAUCUAUGAUGGAGAUCUCUUCUUCGCGCAAGCGGCCACGCCCGGUAGUGUCCUGUCUCCGAUGCAGAGAGAAGAAAUUGAAAUGCGACCGCGCGGCGCCAUGUCAGAACUGCAGUAAAGCGGGCUGCCGUGCCGAGUGCACUUACAACCAGCUUCUUCAGUCUAGCGAGUCCCUUCCCAAGGUUAAGCGAGUUCAGCUUUCCACAGAGAGAGAAGGUGAUGAUCAACAAACCCAAUCGCGGUCGGGGACCGGCAUUAUCGAGGAUCUUCAGCAGCGUGUGGUCAAGCUGGAGGAACUCCUCGCGGUUCGACCGCAUGCUGGCAAUUUGGACCCGAUGAGAGAUGCUCUUGUUCAGAGUUCAUGGCCUCGAUCAGAUUCUACACUCACCACCUCACCCUCUCUCGGGACGUUAGUCGUCAAGGGGUCGCGAGCACGUUAUCACGGGCAAAACAAUCGCGUCACGCUUCUGAAUCAGUUCCCUGACGCGAAGGCGUUCAUCAACCACUGCUUCGAAGAUUCCGCGCUCGUGGGGCUGGCCAAAGAAGUCCAGUUCCUUCAGACAAAGUCACUGGCACCCAUCACUACACCCGAGUCGCUCUCUGAGAUGGACAGUUCCCCUGCACUGCAACAGCUUCUUAGUUCCCUUCCUCCCAAAUCAACUUGUGAUAAGCUGUUGGAAGUUUACACCACCAACUGCGAGAGGACUCUUAGAGUCAUCCACGUCCCCUCCUUUCUCCGCCAAUGCUCUUCUUUCUGGCAAGAUCCUGACCACCACUCUGCGUCCAGCUUUGUGCCUCUUCUGACAGCUGUCUUGACUGUUGCUGUUUCAUUUGAUCCUGAACCAUCUACCCCCAACGAAUCAUCAUCAUGGGACUACCUGGCAAAAGAUGCCACCCCGUCACUACAAGCCUGGCUGUCUAACCUCCCUAGGAAACAUCGUAUAGAUCUGGCAACUCUGCAAGUCGAAACAUUGUUGUUGAUCUCCCAGGAGCUCCAUCUUGUGCCCUCAGAAGAGCUAUGGAAAGCCAGUGGCUCCCUUGUCCGCUCUGGUAUGGUGAUGGGGCUGCAUGUUAAUCUCUCUCAAUCCACCAACCUGUCUUUCUACCAGGCAGAAUGCCGUCGACGACUUUGGAUCACAAUUGUUGAACUGGAUCUUCAGGCCUCUAUUACAUCUGGCAUGCCGGUCAUGACACCACAAUUGGACUUCGGGCCUCUCACACCGUUGAAUAUCAACGAUGUCGACUUUGACGAGUCAACAUCAAAGUCGCCCUCUCCAAGGCCCCUUGUCGAGGACACCGACUCCUUGAGUCUAAUUACCCUCGCCACUUCAUUGGCUCAUCGGAUUAGAGUGAUGAACACGGUGCAACAAACAAACCCGCGUGAUAACCUCAGUGAACGCGUCAAACAAGGCCUACGGCUGGAGAAAUACAUUUCUGAUGUUCCAGCCCAGUUGAAGCUAGAUCACGACACGGAAAGCGCGCGCCCCGCGUCUGUUUUGAGUCACGUCCUCCUCGACAUCUUCCUUCGCCGCCCUUUGCUUUACCUUCUUCGUCCUGCCAUCACCCACAUCUCCCAUGAUGACCCAUCUUUCCAUGAGAUACGAGGGGCUUGUCUCGACUCAUCACUUGCCAUUCUUUCUUACCAAGACCACUUUGACCCUCAAUUUGCUGACCUUGACGUGUCAAACACAACCGCCUACUGGGACAUUUUCUACACACUCUGUCAGCAUGACAUCUUGCAAGCAGCUCUCAGUGUAUGCGAGCAUAUGAGGCUACCCACCAAAACCUUGGUGGCUGCAUCUCCCACCAGAGACGUCACCGAGCCCAGAAAUUCCCGCAUACCGAUUCCCGGCAGAGCUGGCUUAACCCGCAUCAUCGAGAACACGAUAGGCAGCCUCACGCGUCGAGUUCACUGCAGAGGAAACAACAUCAAAGACCUCAUCUUGCUAACCGUUGUUCUUCAGUCGAUUCGCGCCCGUGGAUCCCCAGAGCAAAAAGAGGUUUCAAUGCUACAAGGAGCCACGAACACUUUGACUGCCUGCCGCCAGCAUCUGCUCUCCAUUGCCACGCAACACACUCUUACAUCUGAUUUGCCGAAUUUGGCACAACUGGUAAUUACCUUUCGUCUGCUUUAGAAUGCCUUCUCAUCAGUCUACAGAUUCAGCCCUCUCUGACCCUGACACGAUCACAAAAUCCGGGGCAACAGCCAUCUACUCCCCAGUCCCAGAUACCGGAUGCCGUGCAACUACCAUCUCAAGCCACCGCCGAGUUCGAAAAUUUUGUCAGCGAUCUAUUCUCAUUUGAUGAUGGAUCAUUUAUGUGGAAUAUAUGAACAUACGAUCACGAGUCCAAUCCGGCCCGGAGACCUAGGCCGAUCAUAGAUUAGCAAAGCAGCGUGGAGGUACAAUCUGCUGGGCGAUGGAAUACAGCGGUGAGGAAGCACCGAAGUAUAUAUGGAUUGUUUCGGGGUGACGAGCACCGAUUUGUUAAGACUCCUUAUUGUUUGAAAAUUCUCCAUGGUUUCAGAAACAUUAUAUCGUUUCCCAAUACUCGAUCAAUCUAUUACAAGAAUAACCCAAU
Molecule: messenger RNA, 3082 nt
Organism: Penicillium brasilianum
Lineage: Eukaryota; Fungi; Ascomycota; Eurotiomycetes; Eurotiales; Aspergillaceae
Source: the annotation of a GenBank genome assembly